Tetrahymena thermophila SB210 is the source of this 297-nucleotide messenger RNA. RefSeq lists its product as hypothetical. Lineage: Eukaryota; Ciliophora; Oligohymenophorea; Hymenostomatida; Tetrahymenidae. The transcript has a single exon. The record is from RefSeq and is a predicted model, not a curated record.
AUGGAGAGGUUUUUUUAGGUUAUGGAUGCCUUGAUGGAUAAUAUUAAGCUACAUCUGGCAUUAAACCAAUUUUUCCUUAUCAAUUUUAUUAAUUUGGAGAUUCUUACGGUUGCCCGGAUACAAAAGUUGAAGAUAGCUAUUUUAAUACUUUUCAGUAAAGUAGAAAUUUACAUUAUGAUGCUUAUAAAAAUAAGAGAAGUUUUUCAUACGACAGCUGUUUAGAAUAUUGGACCUUCAGUAAAAUUAAACUUCCAAGCUGGAUGUGUUUACCUGAAAAUUUUCCAUAUCAUAGUUUGA